AUGGUAGAGGAAGACCUCAGGUACCCUCCACCAAUCCUGAGGCCAGCAUUGCCCACACUGCCAGCACUACCAGUAGAACAGGUAGAGAAAUCAACGCCACCACAAAAUUCACCACAUUCAACGUUAUCUGAUUCUUCACUUCUAACAUCACCAGAAUCAACACCACCACAUAAAUCAACACCGUCAUCAUCAGCAGCACCCGAUUCUUCACUUCUAACAUCACCAGAAUCAACACCACUACGUAAAUCAACAGUGUCAUCAUCAGCAGCAUUCAAUUCUUCACUUCUAACAUCACCAGAAUCAACACCACUACGUAAAUCAACACCGUCAUCAUCAGCAGCACCCGAUUCUUCACUUCUAACAUCACCAGAAUCAACACCACUACGUAAAUCAACAGUGUCAUCAUCAGCAGCAUUCAAUUCUUCACUUCUAACAUCACCAGAAUCAACACCACUACGUAAAUCAACACCAUCAUCAUCAGCAGCACCCGAUUCUUCACUUCUUCACUUCUAA
Molecule: messenger RNA, 513 nt
Organism: Mercenaria mercenaria
Lineage: Eukaryota; Metazoa; Mollusca; Bivalvia; Venerida; Veneridae
Exons: 3
Coding region: 1-513 (170 amino acids)
Source: RefSeq, a predicted model, not a curated record